CAUGGAAUAACCAAAUUAUAAAAGUGUUGCAGAAUACUAAGCACACCUUUACCAAAAGAAUGUUGCUUAUCAGAUUGAAUAAUUCCUUUGCCAAAAAUUAGGUUAGGAAGCAGAAUUGAAUCUGUAAUGCACUUUUUCAAGAAUACCUGUAACAAUUCCUAUACGACAUCAAAAUGUGGCCAGUAUCAAAUGCAUAUUUGAACUAGAAUUAUGGCUUCAAUUUUUUGAAAGCAAGCUGAAGUAAGUAUUAUAGAAUUAUUUUACAAGAAAUUAAAAUAAUUUCAGUUGUCCAGGAUGCAAAUAAUAUGUGUACUUUUAAGAUUUCGGGAUAGACUUCACUUUAUAUCAUAUAUUAACAGCAAAAAAGAAAUUAGAAUAAGGAGGUUAAAAAUUAUUAUCAGAAAAAGUAAUCUAUACAUUCAAUAAUGGAAAAACANUUAUAAAUUAAUUUGAAUUAUAGAAUAUCCUAUACAAGUAAAAUCCUUAAUCAAUAUUUCUCUUAAUCUUUGUAAAAGUAGACAUCAUUAUAAUAAACUAUGAUAAUAUCUUAUUCAUUUUCUCAUUUUUCAAUAUUUUUUUGUUUUCCUUUAUUUUUAAGUAUCAUUGA
Messenger RNA from Paramecium pentaurelia, 607 nucleotides. The record is from the annotation of a GenBank genome assembly. NCBI's taxonomy places the organism in Eukaryota, Ciliophora, Oligohymenophorea, Peniculida, Parameciidae.